UUGUUUACAGCAGAGUGAACUAGCAUGUGCAGAGAGGGAUACGGACAGUAGAAAAAUUUUUAUCGGAAAUCCAUCGCGUACACCGUUCAUUGGUGUUUAGCAAAGCUUAAACACAAAGUUUUCAUUGUUCGUGGAUAUCUUGUUUAAGCAGUCAUGGUGGCAAUGACGAAGAGGGUCAAAACCUUCCAGGUUAUUUUCUCGGAUCCUAGCAAGACUUUCUACUGCGGUGGAGACAAGGUUGCUGGUCGCGUGGUGGUGGAGGUGUCGGAGGUGACCCGUGUGUCAGCUAUGAGGGUGCUGGGUCUGGGCUGUGCCAAGGUGGAAUACGCUAAAGGCAAGCAGCGCUGCCGAGAGGAGACCGAGUACCUGAGAUAUGAGGAAGUGGUCCACCUGGACGGCCAGGCAACAGAUAAUGAUGGAUCUGUGGUCCUGAGGCCUGGCAACAAGUAUGAAUACAUGUUUGGAUUUGAGCUCCCUCAGCAUGGGCAGCUGGUGUCAUCCUACAAGGGAAAGUUUGGCUAUGUCCAGUACUACGUGAAGGCCCUGAUGGAGAGACCUGGCCAGCCUGCCCUUGAGUCUAAGACACCCUUUGAAGUGGAGGAGCCUCUGGAUGUCAACACCCCAGAUCUUUUGUCUCCUACAGGUGGUAUGAAGGAGAAGAAAGUCACCUGCAUGUUCAUCCCUGAUGGUCAGGUGUCACUUAACGCCAAAAUAGACCGGCGUGGCUUUUGCGAAGGUGAAGACAUCUGCAUUAGUGCCAAGUUUGAGAAUACCUGCUCCCGAAUUGUUGUGCCCAAGGCUGCCAUCAUCUCCAAGCACACCUACCAGGCCAACGGCAGGACUAAGGUCUUCCGCCAGAAGCUGUCUUCAGUCCGUGGAAACCACAUCAUCUCUGGCAUGUGUGAUGCCUGGCAAGGAAAGACCAUCAGGGUGCCCAAGAUCAAACCCUCCAUGCUGGGCUGCAACAUUAUUCGUGUGGAAUACGCUCUCAUGAUCUACGUCCACAUCCCUGGGAGUGAGAAGCUGAUACUUGAACUACCUCUGGUCAUUGGGACUGCUGGCCUUGGCAGCAGAUCCAACAGCGUGAGCAGCCAGGAGGGCUCAGUCAGCAACGCCUCCCAGAGCUGGGUUUCCCUCAGGAUGCCAUCUGCGCCACCCAGCUACUGCGAUGUCACCCGCGACUGCCGGUUGGACCAGCCUCUGACGCCGCUGCUGGAUGACUUUGAUGGAGAUGACAGCCCCAUCUUCAUGAACACACCCACCUUCCAGUUCCCACCACCACCAGCAUACACUGAGACUGAGGAGGAGUAUAAUGGAAACAGUCGUAUGCUGCCAGUCUGCUGAAACCCAGUGGCACUACUUAAACUGUGGUCCAGCUCUCAGGGACCUGUCUUCAUCUAAGGCACUUGAAAACGAGUUGAAAGGUCCAAACUACUGACACGUGUUGAACAGACGACUACAUCCAGGAAUGGAAAGUCCAGAGAAAGAGUUUGAUGUGUGCCUAUCUUUACCACGCUUCACCAUCUAAGCUGAUGCUGAAUUUUCCUCACGGUGCUCUUCGGGUCAUUGACCUGAAGAUCAAGCCACAGAGCCUUUGUGUAUGAAUAAGCUGCUCCUUCCAGAGACUUUGCAGUUUUGUUUUUUAGAAAUUGUGAGUCUCUCUCUCCAUUAUAAACCAUGCAAUCACUCCUUGACUUUACAAAUGGGGCCAAGCACGACUUAUCCAUUUGUCGUCAGCUGAUAGUAGUAUCUUUGCUUGUUGGAUUUGUCUGUUCCUCAUGAUGUAUUGUCAUUCCAGUCCAGCUCUUUUUCCUUGUGGGAUUUCACAAAAGGAACCAUCUUUUGUUGUUAUCUGUAGUCCAGGCAAUUUGUGUUGGUUUUUUUAAGAUCCUGAAAGAUAUUAGUCAAGGGAAUAUUGGUUGCGUUUGAGAGUUACUGCAUGUUUAAUAUAUCCUUAGAUGCUAAGGGACUCCCAUGCAUCUCCCAUUUAUUGUUCUGUACCAGUAUUUUCAAAAAUGUGGUUUAUUCCUAUAUGGUAUUGCACUUUCUGAUUGAUGCAUUUUGCUGUACUACUGCCUAAGAGUUCCUGUUUUUUUUUUGUUUGUUUGUUCCAUCCUUAUGUUUGAACAAUGUUUUUAAUGUAAGAGAAUGUAUCUGAUCCUUAAAAACCCCCACACAGUGUGUAAACCUAAUUUUGCUCCGUAAGGUAGGGGCUUGAAGAAGAGCUAUAAUUUUGUGACACAAGUGCCAAACAGGAUCGUCCAUACUCAGACAUAAAGGAAAGCACUUUAUGUGAGAAUAAUCAUUGUAACUUAUCUGGGGUUGUCCUAGACAACAUUUCACUAAGAUGCCUGUGAUGGCAUAUCGCAGUUAUUGUUCUUCCACAAAAA
Messenger RNA from Myripristis murdjan (pinecone soldierfish), 2390 nucleotides. RefSeq names its product thioredoxin-interacting protein. The coding region runs from base 154 to 1344 and encodes 396 amino acids. Gene Ontology annotation, cellular component: cytoplasm. NCBI's taxonomy places the organism in Eukaryota, Metazoa, Chordata, Actinopteri, Holocentriformes, Holocentridae. Gene Ontology annotation, biological process: protein transport. The record is from RefSeq and is a predicted model, not a curated record. Gene Ontology annotation, molecular function: ubiquitin protein ligase binding. The transcript is spliced from 6 exons.